AUGCCCGCACAAAUGAUCCAAAACCCUUCGGCUCUUAUUGGAAAUGUUCUGGCACUCGAUGGAAACUCGGUUGGUUUUCCGGCCUGGCGCACCCGUUUGGAGGAACUGUUUGCUAUACAAGGUGUCCACGAUAUUGUUACUGGCAAGCUUGUUAGACCGGAAGCCGACUCCAAGGAUAAGGAUUCCAAGCCAAUCACUCAAGGCUCUCAGUGUGUCUAUUACGCCGAGGAAUCGGGGUCCGACUGGGAUUCCCUUUCUGACGUUGCUUGGGCAACUCUUAAAAUGACACUCUCCAUUGAUCUUGCUAUACAAUACAAAGAAGUCAAACCGGUCAGCGUUCUAUUCAAAACUAUCUGCAAUGCGUACGAGAAAAAUACCCGGGCGAGACGAAUGAUGCUACAGGAUACCUUCUGGAGCGCUCGCCAUUAUCCCAAUCAACCGAUUGCCAAAUGGAUCGCCAAGGUCUGUAACGCUGCCUCGGACCUAAAGUCAGUCAAGCUCACCCCCGCCGAUCAGCAAAUCUGUGAUCGCUUGCUUCGUGGUCUGGACAAUUCCUGGAAACCGAUCCGCGAUCAUUUGGUAUAUUCACCAAGCGAAAUCUCACUCGACGACGCUAUUGGGGCACUCGAGGCCUACAAGGUCUCUACUCAAGUCUCGUUCAAUAACCCUCAGGAAAUGUACGCAGCCCCUGCAGUUGUGAAGAAGAAAAAGACCCCCGGAUGCUGGACGUGUGGAGAAUUUGGACAUCACUCAUCCGCCUGUCCAAACCCACCUCUCAAAAACAAGUCAAAGGCAAGGGCUAACAUGGUUGAAGCGCGUGCCGGCGCUACGUCAACGGUCCCUCUCGGUGACGGCGGCCCUAGAAAUGAUGAAGAAGACGAUUUUGAUCCGGAAAUUGACGUCUGUUGGGGAUGA
Messenger RNA from Puccinia graminis f. sp. tritici CRL 75-36-700-3, 915 nucleotides. RefSeq lists its product as uncharacterized. The transcript has a single exon. Lineage: Eukaryota; Fungi; Basidiomycota; Pucciniomycetes; Pucciniales; Pucciniaceae. Bases 1 to 915 code for a protein of 304 amino acids. The record is from RefSeq and is a predicted model, not a curated record. Gene Ontology annotation, molecular function: zinc ion binding; nucleic acid binding.